AUGUCCCACAAUCAUAAUUUAUCCAUCAACUCUCUCAAUUCGAUCAUAGAGCCAACUACGCCGCCUAAUUUAAUCAGCGGAAGAAGUGGUCUUUGGGACUCAAACAAGCUGAGCGGGAACUUAAGUUUACCAAACUUCAGCUUGGAACUGGGUACGGCAGCUAGCCAAAGCGUUAGGCCUACAGCGGCUGCUUUGGCCACUAUAACGGCUUGUAAUGGAAAUACGAGUAAUGGUUUAGUGAACGGUGGCAACAUAAAUGCUAAUUCAUUGGCCCCAUCUAUGGCUGUCCCGUCCUCAUCUCAGUUGCAUAUUAACCAUCCGAGUCAUAGUCGUCAGAUACUGAUGGACUCCAUUUAUGAUAACAAAGAGAAUAUAGGAGGUGUUCAAAAUAGUAAAAUCGAUAAAGAGUAUCUUGCUUCUAUUAGUAAAGUUCCUUUGCAACAAAUCAGCCUGGACAUCUUACAAUUGUCGAAGGACCAAUAUGGUUGCAGAUUCCUUCAAAAAAAAAUUGAUGAAAACUUGAUUCCCAACAAGGCGUCAAGGCAAGCCAAUUUUGAAGUAAUUUUCAAAGAAAUUUAUCCUUAUAUGUAUGAGUUGAUCAUCGAUCCAUUUGGAAAUUAUUUGAUACAAAAAUUAAUUAGCUACUGCGAUGAAGCAAAUUUGAAUUUAAUGUUAAAAAUUUUACAAUAUAACUUGUUUCAAAUUUCAAUUAAUCAACAUGGGACUAGAGCCCUUCAAAAAUUAAUUGACAGUUUGAACAAUAAUUUACAACUAGAAUUACUCACUAAGGGUUUACAGCCAUACAUCAUUGAACUUAUUAAAGAUCUUAAUGGAAACCAUGUUAUUCAAAAGAUUUUGAAUAAAUACCUGCCAGAAGAUUGUCAGUUUAUUUACGAUUCGAUUAUUAAUGACUUGCUAACCGUUGCAACACAUAAGCAUGGAUGUUGUGUUUUGCAAAAGUGCUUGAACCAUGUAACCCCCAAUCAAUUAUUGUCAUUCUCAAAUAAGAUUUUGAGUUUUGAAGUUUUUGUUAAAUUAAUUAACGAUCAGUUUGGAAACUACGUUUUACAGUACUUGAUCUCAAUUAACUCUUUUGAAAUCAAUUUGAAAAUGUUUAACAAUUUUAUUGCAUUUGGAAUUAAUAACUUAUGUAAUCUAAAAUUUAGCUCAAACGUAAUUGAGAAAUUCUUGAAGAAUUGCUACAACAAUGAGUUUCGGUCUGAACAAUUUUCGAAUUUAAAAUUUAGUUUGGUCUACCAAAUAUUGAUUACUGAUUUGAACAAACUAAUUAACGAUCCCUACGGAAACUAUGUUAUUCAGACGUUGAUCGACGUCCUUAUAAAUAGCAAAGUGGGGUAUAAAGAGCCAUUUCUGAACAGUUUUUUGAAACUUUUACCAUUGAACUAUAAGACACUGCAAGAUACUUUGCAAAUUAUAAUUAUCAAGAAUUGGUUCAAGAACUGUAAGAUCGUUUCUAGUUUUGGAAAAAGAAUUCAGCUGAAAAUAAAUUUGAUUUUAAAUGGGGUACCUCAGCAGCAAUUUCACUCAAGUCCUUAUUAUGCACCUAAGAAUAGAUCUCAGAAUAUGAUUUCCCCUCAGAACAUGAAUGCACAAGGAGAAUUCGUCAAUAGCGAUUCACAAAUGAUGCCACCAAUGCAAUAUCGCUCUCUUAGCUUCUCAUCGCCUUCCCAAGGUCAACAAUCUAAUUAUCCAUUGGCUCUAAACUAUUAUCUGCAAUUGCCUAAUAAUUAUAUUUUAGGGUCUGGAUCUCAGAUUGAAACGAGGAGGUUGAACCAAGUAAACAACCAGGCGAUGCGAACAAAUACUGGACUAAAUAAUGAUUUAAUGACUAACGACUAUCAAAUGCCACUGAGGCUGAAUCCAGGACAAGCAUACCAAAAUCAGCAACAAGUAUAUUCUAACCCCAAACAGUCCAGCAAUUCUGCUAUCAACUCAUCAUACAUGGUAAGUACGAAUAGGUUUCCACCUAAUCAACCUUCGUUCGCUCUCAAUUUUCCGCUGGUAACUCCGUUACAACCGCAACAGCAAAACCAACAGAACCAGAGAACUUAUGCAAAGGAAAAUAGCUACUUUCAAAAUUAG
This is a messenger RNA of Priceomyces carsonii, 2103 nucleotides long. RefSeq names its product Mpt5p (gene MPT5). Bases 1 to 2103 code for a protein of 700 amino acids. Gene Ontology annotation, cellular component: cytoplasm. The transcript has a single exon. Gene Ontology annotation, biological process: post-transcriptional regulation of gene expression. NCBI's taxonomy places the organism in Eukaryota, Fungi, Ascomycota, Pichiomycetes, Serinales, Debaryomycetaceae. The record is from RefSeq and is a predicted model, not a curated record. Gene Ontology annotation, molecular function: mRNA binding.